AUGGAGGAUGGUACUGAACAUUGGAAAGAAGAUGUGAGGGAAAAGAGUAACGAUAUCGAAGAAGUUAUACUGGAAGAGUGCGUUGACGGUACGGUGAGCGAGGAUGAUUUGAAACAUGAUGACAAUGAAUCGGAUGAUGAGGAUGGUAGUGUGGAGAUGAAGUUGUGUGAUUGGGUAGAAUUUUGUUUAAAUGAACAGAUGGUGUUUCAUAACAGUGGUAUUAUAAAUGAAACACAUCUUCAUAUUGGUUGUCGGUUUACGGAACGAUUACUAUUAAUGCGACCACGGCAAUUAGCGAGUGCAUUGAUUCAACGCCGUUUAAUGCAUCGAUUACUCGACUUGAUAUGUUCAAACAAAUUGAGUAAUUCAAUGCGUUGUCAAGCGACGAAUACAUUGUUCGCAUCACUCUUCUAUUGGGACGAAUUACCCAUUUAUGUGGUAUUACGAUUACGUUCGAUCAUUGAUUAUUGUGCAUUUAUGUAUUGGCUGUUUCUGAUCCGAAAUUUAUCAACUCCACAAGCGUAUCGUGAAAGCGAUACAGAGCACUCGAUAAAACUUCUCGAAUCCUUGACGAAAACGAUUAAUUUUAUCACAGAAUGGCCAAAAACGAAAACCAAUCCAAAGUGUUUCAUGUAUAGGUCUUUACAUGACAGCGAAAUUUUACGAUCUUUGUGUUUGAUAGUGACAUCAACCAAAAUGCGUGUUGAUAUUCGGCAAUGUGCUGUUCGAUUGCUGAAGAUUUUAAUAGAUUAUGAUGGUAAGAAUAUCACUGGCGCCGUCUUCUUGGCUCAUACUAGAAUCGAGGUCGCUAAUCUCGUGCUCAGAAUCCUGGAUCUUUGUUCAAAUGACGACCCAAAACACGAUUCUGAUCAAGUAAACUUUUUUAGCGAGUUACAGUCAAAAAAAGGUCUUCUGCCGUAUGCAUUGCACGCAUUACAGCUGAUCAACAAUUUGGCUCUCACCAAUCAACGGUAUGAUGUCGCAUUUGCAAUGAAUUUAAGCGAUGAAUUGGAUUGUGAAGAGCGGAUUUUGGUACUGCAACAGAUGUUGAUGUUUUGUGUAACAUCGAACGGUUUGAAAGCACUCACUUGCGCUCUUUCAUAUGCAUCCUCCAUGGAAUAUCUUCUUGAAGUUUUUACGCUUUCCACCGACUCCAUCAAUGCAAGUGAUGAAGCUAAAGUACGAAUGCGUCAGUCAGCAAGUUAUGGGUAUGCUUGUGAAAUCCUUUUUACUCUUGCCCGAUCGCAAUCAAACGGCUCAUUUUGGCGGACAUACGGUGGCUUCUUAUGUCGUCUUAUCGACAGCAGUUUCAUAUCAGCGUAUCUUUGCAACUUCACUGAAGCAGUGGACAGAUCCACUGCGUUACACGCUAUCGCAUGCGUCGAAUGCGAGUGCACUUCAUUUUUUACUUCAAAGAAAUGUCUUAUUAUUAUUAUUAUUUUUUGCAGAUUAACAUCAUAUACCAAUAAAUUUGCUUCUGGUGAACCUCCGUUUUCAGUAAUAACUGUGCUCAGAUUAAUUAACACAAUCCUUGAUGAACACUACGAUGAUUUGAAAGCAAAUCAGAGCGAGCGUUACUAUGAGAUCGUCACAAUAUUUUAUGAUGAAGGCGGAUUGCAACAAGUUAUACAGCUAUUAAAAUUGGCGAAUACUAUGUAUUCUCGUUCAACGACUGAGAGUCGAAGUUCGCUUAAAGGUGAUCCAUCGAUUUAUGUUUCGUUGGUGUGUUCAGCGUUACAUCUCAUCGAUAAACUUCAUAAGUCGUUCAUAUCAAUCUCAAAGUUACUUGAUGUAUCAGCAGUGGACGUUAUGGUGGAUACUUAUGCGUUAUGUGGUUUUGGUAAAACAGCUGAUCAUUUGCGAAUACGACGGUUGAUUCUUGCAAAUUUGGCCGUAUUCGUAACCACUACACAGGCUUCACUUUCGGUAACCGUUUAUUUCAAAUUUCAUUUUGUUGCAAUUUGGAUCGAUGUUGCGAAAAGUCACAAUCCAUUAAAAAUAGCGCUCGAUCGACUCCUCCAUUAUGGUAUGUCUCAGCCACAAACAUUUCUGGCCGUUAUCGACAUUGUCAGACGUCUAAUACCUCAGCCAUACAUUGAUGCUGCUGAAUGUGAUGAGUUGGGUAUAAGCAGUUCAUGUUUACUGCGCUCACAUUUGAUCGCAUUGCUCAUUCGUUUAGCACACCUUGGCGUCGAUAUGGCUAGAUUCAUUGCUGAAACAUUGCUCGAACAGAUAAUAAGUGCAUUGUCGAUUUCAUCAACAAGUUCCAUUCUGAAAGCCCUCGAAAAUGAAAGUGAUGAUUUGCAACUGAAGUCGUUAAUCAACGAGGAAGUUCGAUUCGGGGCAGCAACUGAUUAUACAACGGCUGCAAUGAUCGCAUUCACGUUUCAGUGCUUACACGAUAAAAGCAUUUGUGCGUCAUUCGUUGACGUUCUCUCAAAAAGAAGUCUGUUCAUUACAACCUCACUCAAAUUCUACAACGUUGCCAGUCCUAAAACUGUUUCACAUGUCAUCUUUCAAAAAUAUCUUAUCGUAGAGCGAGCGUUCGCAUCGAAAUCCGGUUCAUUAACGACGUUUAUUCGUCGUUUUGAAUCGAUUCAUUCAAGUGAUCUAUUGAAUACCGUUGGUGAGCUGCUGUUGAAAUUGUUCGAGAACUGCUUCUCUAAAUAUAAAACAAUUUGUCUUUCGAAUGCUUGGCUGUGUGUGGCUCUUCGUUGGCCAUUGGCAGCCGAUGAACACAACGGAGAUAAUUGUAAGGAGCAUCCGUUAUCACGAUUCACAAUGCAUCUUCAACAGAAAAGCGAUUAUGGUUGCCCUUCUUCUUCAGUUUUAUCUCGAUUAGAAGAUAUCAUCAAAAUCUUGGAAAAAUCGUCUGAAACAAGUGAAACUGAGAAAGAAUUCACUGAAGAAGAAGCAUGGAGUGCUGCCGAUAAUAUCGCGCAGCAAAUUGAAAGGAUAACCACCACUUUGUGCGAUACGGAUUUCGAUCCGCCCAUGAUGGCUGUUGAUGUCAAGCAGAUUGCCCAAGAAUUUUUUUCUGAAGGAUUCCUUGACCAGGAAAUCCCUGGUUUUCCUCCUUUCAGCAUAGUACAAGAGCAACAACGUCGUGGAAGAGUAGCGGUUUCGUUUCAUUUCAAAGGUCAACUUCUAUACGUCUGCUACGUGGCAGAUUUGUUACGUGGGCGUGCUGAUAUUCCGUCAAGUGCAUGUAGUAAAACUCCAUCAAACGAGGAUCAGUACAUGUUGCGUUUUAACUAUGGUGAUUCGAUGUGGGCAUAA
Messenger RNA from Anisakis simplex (herring worm), 3279 nucleotides. NCBI's taxonomy places the organism in Eukaryota, Metazoa, Nematoda, Chromadorea, Rhabditida, Anisakidae. The record is from the annotation of a GenBank genome assembly.